This is a messenger RNA of Hermetia illucens (black soldier fly), 653 nucleotides long. Its product is annotated as peritrophin-1-like. Gene Ontology annotation, molecular function: chitin binding. The transcript has a single exon. Lineage: Eukaryota; Metazoa; Arthropoda; Insecta; Diptera; Stratiomyidae. Bases 75 to 587 code for a protein of 170 amino acids. Gene Ontology annotation, cellular component: extracellular region. The record is from RefSeq and is a predicted model, not a curated record.
CAAACAGUCUCCUAAAAGCUCCACAAAUAUCUCUGAGUUUUGUGCAAAGUAGGUUCUGCCCUCCCGAAACGGACAUGAAACCUUCUGUAAAAUUCCGUGAUGCUGAGAAUUCUUCUCAGUACUAUGAAUGCGAAAAUGGAGCUCCGCAACUUCGUCAAUGCGCAGAAGGACAAGAGUGGAGUGAAAUCCUCCAAGACUGCGAUUGGCCUAGUUCAACUGAAUCAGCCAAAAUUACGUCAAGAGCGCGCUUCAUCAGCGUGGGCUGUACAAGCUUCUUGCUACGUUUAGGAAGCACCAAGAUUUUCGUAUCAUGUCCUAGUGGACUGUUUUGGAACCAGAAUGUGUUAGCUUGUGAUGCGUUCGCAAAUGCUGACUGCCUAAGUGAACGACAGACGUCCUUUAAUAUCUGUCCUAACCCGAGUGAUCAGCAACAUAUCCCCGAUUCUGUCAGGUUUGCGAAUCCGAAUAACUGUCGAAAAUUUGUUCAAUGUAAGGACGGUUUCGCCUAUCAUUUGGAAUGUCCAGCAGGAUUGCUUUGGAACAAUGAAUUAGGACAUUGCGAUUGGCCUGAAUACGUAAGCUGUUAGGCUACUUUGAUGAAAGCUAGCUCGGUAACGUCCGGGCAUAAUUAAUAAAGGUUCCUUUCAAUCAGA